UCUCAGACGGUCGAUAUAGUAUGCAUGCAUGCAUACACCGGAUAGCGUUUGAAAAGUGUACUACCCGAACGGAUUGUAUCAUAACUGGAAGGAGCAAAAAUUAUACUUCCUUUCUGUCGACAGAGAUGGAUGAGAACGUUGGUUCAGAUGGCUACUCCAAAAAGAUAACGAAACAAACAUUUAUGGAAAGGUUUGCAAUAUUUGAGAAAGGAUCAGAGGCAGAAAAGGAAUUGAAAAAAGACAAUCCGAGCGACUCGUCUUGGAGACGUACUCAAGGUUCAACAACUGCAGAUUCAAAUAAUAUCAGAUCAAAGUACAAAGAUCUUAGAGUUUUCCAUCGGCCUCAUUGUCUGAUUAAGAAUGAUGAAAACAGAACGCUGUCCAUAGAGACGGAUGUAAUGCAAGAGAUAUCACAAAUAGAGGAUACAAUAAAUGUCAUAGGUAUAGCCGGUCCAUACAGAUCAGGCAAAUCGUACUUACUGAACAGAUUGGCAGGUGUUAACCGAGGUUUUCCUCUCGGUAAUACGACGGACGCCGCGACAAAAGGCAUAUGGGUUUGGUGCAUAGAACAUCCUGAGCACAAAGAAGAAGUGUUAAUGUUGCUUGACACAGAAGGAAUAGGAGAUGUUGAGAAGGGCGAUGAAAAAAACGACAACGAUAUCCUGUGUCUAACGACUCUGCUGUGUGGAACAUUUGUUUUCAACUUGCUUGGUGUAGUUAAUGAAAAAAUGCUCAAAAGUUUGUCUUUUGUAUCCAAGAUAGCAAGGAAUAUUGCUUUGAGUAACACAGUUACACAAAAUGACUUGAAACAUGUUCCAGAUGUGGGUUUCUUUUUACCUUCGUUUGUCUUGUGCUUGCGAGAUUUCAGCCUUAAGAUACCAAAUAACGGAACACCAGAUGAUUAUUUAGAAAACUGCUUGAAAUUAAAAAAAGGACAUACAAAACAUCAGAAUCAGAAAGAAUACAAUGAUAUCAGACUAUCCAUACUGCAAAAUUUUAAAAAGCGAAGAUGUUUCGUUUUUGACAGACCUGCAGCGGAACGCAGACAAUUGAGUCGGUUAGAAGAGCUGAGAGAUACAGCACUCAGCAAGGACUUUCUCAAAGACACUAGAUGCUUUUUGGAAUAUAUGUAUGGCUGUAAACCAAAGACACUAAUGGAUGGCAGUGUUUUAAAUGGAAGAAUGCUUUCCUCGCUUGUGGAACAAUACACUGGUGCAAUAAAAUCUGGGGAGAUGCCGUGCAUCGAUGAUGCACUGACUUUAAUGUCACAGAAAGAGAAUGAAGUUGUACAGAAGAAAGCUGUUGACUGGUUCAAACAAUAGAUUGAAUCGAUUGAGCUGCCAUUACCGGAUGAUUUUGAGUUCAGUUACAAACAAAUCCAGAGGCAUGCACUCCAAAUGUUUAGAAAAAUGGCCAUUCUUGAUGAUAAGCAGGAGUUUCAGACAUUAGCAGAG
Mercenaria mercenaria is the source of this 1454-nucleotide messenger RNA. RefSeq names its product guanylate-binding protein 1-like. Lineage: Eukaryota; Metazoa; Mollusca; Bivalvia; Venerida; Veneridae. Gene Ontology annotation, molecular function: GTP binding; GTPase activity. The record is from RefSeq and is a predicted model, not a curated record. The transcript is spliced from 8 exons. Bases 21 to 1322 code for a protein of 433 amino acids.